GAGUAAACAACAGUAGUUACAAUUUAAAAAGUAAUGCAGAAUCUGUUUUGAGGUCCUGAGGAUAGGCUGUAAAUACUGUAUAUUUUUUCUGUAAUUUUGUUUGUGGACUGAAAACGGAACAGACUGUUUGUUUGUUUGUUUUAAAAACCAACGAUAUUGGAAAGGAAUACUACACUUUUUUUAGAAGCAAGUUACUUGACCUUCAUUGUAAAUGCUAUUUUAAACUGCUGUUUGCUCAAGCAGAGGGGAAGUCUAGUUGCAGGCAAACCUGAGCCAAGGGGUGUGUACGAAUGGAACUUUUGUCAGGCAACAGAUAGCUGAUGGACAACUGGUCACUACCCACCAGACCAAUAACAAACACCUGUCAACAACUGUGUAAUUGGCUCCCAGACAGACCUGAACUAAAUGAGGGAGAUGAUGGUCACACUUCUAGCAGAUCUGCUGAAUCUUGCUGUACUGGACAAGGAACUGUUGAAGAUAUUUGUAGUGGAAAUGAGCAAUCCUCCAAUCAGUCUGAACAGAAAAGCGAAAUGCCACCUGAGGGAAGUAGCACUAAACGGAGAAAGCAGGAUGAAAGGAUCCCGCUGGAGCGCUUUGGCCGAAAAUACCUGAAUGUCACUGACCUGAGUAGACAGGUUUGGUGUGAGCAGCAAGUGGUUUAUGGACUGGAACUGCCACACAUUGAACAACUGCGAGAAGAAGUUCCAGUUGUGAAAGCUGGUAGCUGUCUACACCUGGCAAGAGAAUUGGAGAUCCAGGAUAUUGUCCCGAUAAAUGUAGAGAGCCGGGAAGAUAGCUGGGCUGUGAAGAUAUUUAAUCUUCUCUCAAUGAUCCAGUUCUUGCAAGCAGGAGAGCGUGUCCGAGAGCUGCCAGUGUUUGGAGAGCUAGAGGGGAUUUUUCUUGUUGGUGUUGUUGAUGAGCUGUGCUAUAAUUCCAAAGGUGAACUGGAAUUGUGUGAACUGAAAACUCGUGGUCAACGAACAUAUCCCAGUGCAGCUCAAAGGAAGAGUCAUCUGUUUCAAGUUAACAUAUACAAACUUCUCUUCGAGGCUAUGAUAAAAGGCCAACUGAACAAGGAAACCAUCACUGACCACCUUCACUUACGGACAGAGCAGCCGUUUAGUUCGGAGAUUCUGAUGCAUGCCCAAAAGGUGGGAUUUUCCAUAAACACGUUCGGUGACCUUCUGGAUUUAAUGUUGCUAAACCUGACGUAUGCAGAGAUCCCCAAUAUUGACACCAUGAAGAUAGAAUACUGUUACCAAGCGGAUGCCUCUCUAAUUGGAACAGAAGUGGUGUACUUUGAAGAGGAGUGGGUUAAAAGUGAGCUAAAGCAUUAUUGCUCCUUCUGGAAGGGCCAGAGGGAGGCCAAGGGUGUGGAUAUUGAGGAGGCAUGGAAAUGUCGGUCCUGUGACUUUGCAGACAUUUGUGAGUGGAGACAAAGUAAAGCUGAAGAAGCUACGCAAAAGAAUCGAGCAAAUCGAAGCAAAUGAGGAUUGCAAUCAACAUCCGGUUUUAAACCGGGACCAACAGAUUUGCCUCCUAACUAGAAGGAAGCCACCAUCACGGUACUGCUGUAGGAUGUAAGCAUAGUAAUAUCUGAAUGCUCCUCAAUUAAUGCCAGCAUACUGAUUUCAUUCUGUGACUUUGCUGCCCAGAACAUAACUUGCCAAAUAUUGUCUGGGAAAUGCUGCUUUCUGCAGAGGGGAUUUCCAUUAACGCCUUUCUACUGCCUCACAGCAGUUUUCACUCUAAUGUAUUUUUGUAUGUGAAGUGCCUCGUGAUACUGUUAACUAUUGACAUUAAGUAAGUGGCCUUUUAGGCAGAUGUGAUUUCCAACAGGCUAAGGUUGUAAGGAGUCAGUGUCUCUUUCAGCAUUUGUUGAUCUCUGCCUAAAUGCUGCCACUUUCUUUAAAAAUGUAAACCUUGCCCAUCAUAUUUUUUGUGUGCGAGUCUCCUGGCCUUAAAUACUUGAUGUAAAAGUGGGGGAAAGGAAAACAGUUUCAAUUGCUCUAAUCUGAUAGGCCAUGCAAUGAAAUGAUUUUGAAGUAUAGUGAUUGUUGUAAAGUGGAGCUAGUAAUUUUGUGUUGAUGAUGUACAGGUUGUACAAUACAAGUGGUCAUCAUCACUCGGGCUUGCCAAAUUUCUCUUUUCACAGCUCUUUGCUGUCAGUUUUAUAUGAUACAACCUAAAACGUCUUAUUGAUCUUACCCUCUCAUUCCUUCUAAUUUGGGAAACAUGAUUAUAAACUGAGGAGGGGGUUUGAAAGAAAAAGUAAUAAUUUUUAGCUAUCACUUAUUUUCUGCCCUUCAUCUUCCCUACCUUCUUUCCCCUUCCUCUUUUGAAAGAACUAACUUUCUGGAAGUACAAGCCUCCAGAUGUCUCCUCUAAAUAGCCCUGAUUCACACAUGAAUCAUGGCUUUAGAGCAGGGGCAUCAUAUACACUAAACUUAUCGUCACCCAACAUCUACAUGCACCUAGCUAGGGUCAAUAAAUAGUGAAAACUCCAGUAAUUUUUGCAUCUUCUCAUUCCUCUAUGUUGAAUUGUACUUUCCCUUCUCCUACUGUGCUUGUGUGAGACCAGUUUGUUAAUUGAAGACCCGUUGCGAAUUGAAUUUGGAACUUUCUUGAUGUGACUGGUUUGAUUCAUCCUGGAAAAUUAUAGGGUCAUACAGCAUAGAAACAGACCUUUCAGUCCAACCGGUCCCUGCUGACCAUGUUCCCAAACUAAACUAGUCCCACUUGCCCGCGCUUGGCAUAUC
Rhincodon typus (whale shark) is the source of this 2759-nucleotide messenger RNA. RefSeq names its product exonuclease 5 (gene exo5). Gene Ontology annotation, biological process: interstrand cross-link repair. Bases 321 to 1490 code for a protein of 389 amino acids. The record is from RefSeq and is a predicted model, not a curated record. NCBI's taxonomy places the organism in Eukaryota, Metazoa, Chordata, Chondrichthyes, Orectolobiformes, Rhincodontidae. Gene Ontology annotation, molecular function: single-stranded DNA 5'-3' DNA exonuclease activity. Gene Ontology annotation, cellular component: nucleus. The transcript has 6 exons.